This is a messenger RNA of Glarea lozoyensis ATCC 20868, 4308 nucleotides long. RefSeq names its product Zn2/Cys6 DNA-binding protein. The transcript is spliced from 8 exons. Lineage: Eukaryota; Fungi; Ascomycota; Leotiomycetes; Helotiales; Helotiaceae. Gene Ontology annotation, molecular function: zinc ion binding; DNA-binding transcription factor activity, RNA polymerase II-specific. The coding region runs from base 1 to 4308 and encodes 1435 amino acids. The record is from RefSeq and is a predicted model, not a curated record. Gene Ontology annotation, biological process: regulation of DNA-templated transcription.
AUGGUACGACUUCAGUGGCAGACGGGCGAGAUAUUGGCGGGCAGCUUCCCCUCUGUAGUAAUACGCCCCCCUGUCCGUCUGGCUGUCUGGCUGUCUGGCCCAGCAGCGGUACCUUACCCCAGCGUCUUAGGCUCAUCAUCGCCUACCCACCCGCACCACCCACCCACCCACCACACCACACCACCCGGGCACCCACCAGUGGAUGAUGGCUGUCUACUUGCUACUCGGAGACGGAGCAGUCUCUGGACUACUGGAACCGACAGGCGGUCGAGCCCGCGAGCUAAAGGAACCGUCGUCGUCGCAAAGGUGCUGGUUCUCGCAAACAACAACCUCAGAGCCUGUCGGUCAACACCAGCUUUGCGAGAACAGCCAUACUUCGCGGUAACAAUUCCAGACGAGAAGCACGCUCACAGAACGAGCGCAGGACACGGUAAGUUGCUCUCUCUUUUCUCUCCUACCAAGGCGGGCGGCAGGCAAAGAACCUUCUUUUGCGCUUCUCGACUUCGAGCCUCUUCAAUGCGCCGGGCAAAAGUCAGAUUCGCUGGUGCUGCCAUUGGUCUAGCCGCACCGUACCGCUCCGCAAGCCGCACGCACUUCCACCACCACUCCUCAGAGCUACAAAUUACCGCCGCACUACCCACCGUCUGGAUACCCCACGACACACAACCAGCUAUCGUCGUCGCCAGAUCGCAUUGGGGAUCUCUUCUUGCUCUGACAGCAUCCGUAAAGCGAAACUCUUCCACACCCAGCAGCGCUGUGCUGGUCGAGCUCGCCGCUCGUCUCGCGCCUCUCCACAAGCGACCCGGAUGUCACGCUCGCGUUGGAUCUAUGCUAAUCAAUCGUGAUAAUCCAGAUAACCGUUUUAAGCUCCUGAGAGCAAUCAGUCGCACCGCAACCGUUUCCCACAACACAGAACACCUGAUCAACACGUCAGCUUGUCCUACCCGCAAGGAGCAGAUGAUCUUCCAGCGAGCCCUGAACGUCUCUGUGUCCGUCGAGAACCUGCUCGCCGGCGGCCCACCUCAUGAGCAACGAUGGCAGAGUUCAGAAACAUCGAGGCAGUUGCCUCCUCCCGCAGUACAUCCAUAUCCGCACAGCUCACCCUUCUCUCGCCCCCCAGAACCUCCGCAUCAUCUCGACCGUCGACCCCCCGGGCCUGGGGAACACCCGCAAUACGAACAGCAGCAUCAAAGACCUACCUCGGGGCCGUCGCAUGGUUAUCACCAUCCUCCCCCAGGCUUUGGACCACCGCCACAACGAGAGCCUCCAAUGGUGAAGAGGAGUGAUUCAGACGAGCCACCGCAACAUUAUCGACCCCCUUCUACAGGGACGCCGACAGAUAAAAUUCUGCCACCAGGCCUUCAUGAGGGCUCGCGACCACCGUACCCUCCCCUAUACAACCAUCACAGCCAGGAGCAUCCGCCCUAUCGACCGCCACCGGCGUCCUUCCCCCCACCACCAAGUCCAAUGUCCGCGACCGACCCAUACCACCAGCAACAACAUUUUGGUUCCCAACCUCAAACGCCGCGUGAGGUCUUCUCCUCAGUAUCAUACCCUUCAGCAAGCUCAAAUUCUCAGAAUUCGAAAAGACCGAAAGCCCAGCGUGCCGCGCAGGCGUGUGAUAGUUGUCGUCAACUGAAAGGAAAAUGUGACGAAGGCCGGCCUAUUUGCUCUAGUUGUCGAGAGAAGGGAGUUGAGUGCCGCUACCGAGAUCCACCCCCUAAACAACAGGAUAAGGCGACCGGGGAGAUAGUGGACUCUAUCGCAGCUCUGACUAACGCUGUGAUGGCCUUGCGAGAGGAUUUCAUGUCGAUGAAGAGUAGGACGGACGAGCUCUACAAACGACUUCCGGAUCAAAUCGGUGCGCGGUCUCAGCAUGGUUCCACUGAGGAAGAGAUGAAGCAAGAGCCACGAGAACCUGUGGCAAGCUCGUUCGAGAAUCGGUAUCAAAAGCGCUUACCUGAGCAACAAACGCAAUCGCAAAGUUUUCCCUCAGCAACGGAAUCGCCGUACUCAUCGACACCCGUCUAUCCUCAGCGACCAAUAGAAACGGCGGAACCACCAAUGGCAGAAAGCGAAAUCGAGGAGUCUGAAGAAGACGGUGAUCCUGGGCCAGCGAAGCCUCCAUCGAUCCCAGUCAAUCAUACCACGGGAGCCGCACGCUUGCUUUUAGUCCCCGUGAUAGCAGAAAUGUGUCAUGGGAUCAUGAAAAACGUGAAAAUAAAGAAUGAGAAAUACCCCAUGAAUCAGGAAGAGAAGCGGGGCUUGCUUCGGCUGUAUGGUAGAGGAGAGGGACUUGACGCUCCCCCAGGAUACGAUCGCGAUCCUCUAGUUGACCACGGCAACGACAGCAUUUCUGGAGAUACGAAUUCGGAUGUUUCUUCUCCUGCUGGUGAGGAGUGGGGUCAAAUUGGGGGCCUCACCCCUCCUGGUAACCCCCCGCCUGAGUUUACCAGAGGGAAUAUCAACUUUGAAGGAAUGCCCGAUUUCUCCAAGGAAACUGUUGCGAGCCUCGUCCAAAGCUAUAAAGACAACAUUAACAACAUGCAUCCCAUCCUAGUUCACUCGCGGCUGGACGUCCUUGUGGACAACUUUCUGAAGACAACGCCAGAAAGUCAAGCGAAGCCCAAGCAACUUCACGCGGUUGCCGCGGGCUAUGUUCAAAGCCAAGUUUCGGCAGGAUUUGUGAGAAAUCCCGAUAGUCCUGGCAACAAGCGAAAAAGGUCGCCGGCUUUACAAGAACAUCCAGAAUUACCAAAUUAUUAUGAUAUCAAGCCUGGUCACCCUUUCAGAUCCAUCAGCUCUGCGCUGGUGCUUCUGGUAUUGGCGCUGGGUGCAGUUACUCAGCACAAAGAAAAGCUUCCAGAUGUUGUGCCUGAUAAAGAAGUGAACAACUCAUGGACAGCAUCUCCCAUAGUUCGAAAUGGUCAUCCACCAUCGCCAAUGCAGAGCUCUCCGACGAUAUCGACACCACUAGGAGCUCCUUCUCCGCAGGAUCACGACCGUUUGCAGCCUCGAAGUCGGCGGACGUCGAUUGAAGGUGCUUACAGAGGUAUCGCCGGUGCUAAGCAAAAGAAUCUUGAUGUCAUCCCAGGACUCUUUUAUUUCGCUCUUGCCACUGAUAUCAUUGGGAACCAACUUGGGGGAAACAGUCUCCAACACGUUCAUGUCAAUAUUCUCGCCGGCUUAUACCACGGACAAUUAGGUCGAGUCUUGGAGAGUCAUGCGUACAUACACCAGGCUUGCCGUGCUCUUCAGGUCAUUUUACGACCUAAAUUGGAACGAUUUAAGAAGAUUAAAAUGGGCUUAGAUGGCGGCGUUGUUCCUGCGAAAGACAAUCCUCUGAUCAUUGCAUUUUGGACGUGUCUACAGCUUGAAAGUGACAUCGUGGCAGAACUUCCUUGUCCGCAUUCAGGAAUUCUCACUCACGAAGAAGAUAUGCCAAGUCCAAAUUUUACAGCUGCUGCGGAUUUGGGUGGGUUCGAGCCCACCGUUGUAGAGAGUUAUGGUGCUCAGCUAUUUCUCCGCAAGCAUCUGAAUCAGUUGCACAAUAUGUUCUACAAGCCAGAGAAUGAUACCCAAUUCCCGCAGUCUGUUCAUCCCAACAAAGAGCUCAAACGAUUCGCUACCAUCGAAGCGUGCGAGGCAAACCUCAAGAAUAUUCCCAUCUGGGCACCCACCAUGAGUUGGGAUGCAAACGACCCACCUGCGAAUGAUAUCCUUGGAGCAAGAUUGAGAGCCAAGUUUUAUGGAGCCCAGGUCAUCACGUAUCGACACUUCGUUUUGAAAAUUCUUGACUACUCUGCCAGUAAAGAGAAAAACAUCCCAAGCGACACUAUCAACACCGAAUUCGUCGAUGGCAUCUUCGUCCCAAACAUAUCAACAGGUGUAAGUAGUGGAGAAGGUAUAGACCCACAAGUGCUCGAGUAUGCUAGGCUGUGCAUCAAGGCUCUGAUCAGCAGCACUACUGCCUUUCACGGACUGGGUGACAUCGGUAGACAUCGUCCAAUCGUUACCAACAUAUGGGGAACUGCACAUGCACAAUGGGGUAAUUUGCUUGUUCUUCAAGCCGCCUAUAAAGACCCGAUCUUAAAGCAAUUUAUCGACGUCGCGACUUUGAAAGGGCUUCUUGAGAAGACGGUAUCGUUCCUAAAACUCGUUGCAAAGCCUAGCUCCGCUCUUUAUACAGAUCUGCGCAUUCUACAGCACACUGGCGCCGAGCUGGGACUGCUACCUUCAGAGAGGCCAAACGUGUAUUCGAGCUUCUCAAGUACGGCGACGGGGGAGACUCCAGUGAGCACACACUAA